This is a messenger RNA of Emys orbicularis (European pond turtle), 1671 nucleotides long. RefSeq names its product retinoic acid induced 2 (gene RAI2). Lineage: Eukaryota; Metazoa; Chordata; Testudines; Emydidae. Gene Ontology annotation, biological process: animal organ development. Gene Ontology annotation, cellular component: nucleus. Bases 1 to 1671 code for a protein of 556 amino acids. The transcript has a single exon. The record is from RefSeq and is a predicted model, not a curated record.
AUGGAGGAACUGUACAAGGACACACAAAAUCUGCCCAUGGAUGUUACCAACUCUCCUUCCACGAUAGCUAACAAUAAGCUAGAAAAUGGGGUCGCUCAGCUGAUAACUGCUGAAGCCUGGAAUAUCAACUCCACAGACUUGAUGAAGAAAGCACUUUCACCACUUGUGACUGUCCCAGCCCCUUCAAUCCUUACCCCACCAGCAGAAUCGCAAAGUGGGGUAGCUCUGAAAGUUGCAGCCACAGUGCUCCAGCCAAUUUGUUUAGGGGAUAGCCCAGUGGUUCUUCCAAUACACCUGCAAGUAGCCGGGAGCACCACCCCGCAGAUUGCGCCUAAUAACAACACUCCAUAUGUUAUGACGACUCAAGGUCCAGUUCCACUACCUGUCCUCUUGGAGCAACAUGUGUUUCAACAUUUAAAUUCUCCAUUGGUGUUACCUCAGGGUGCUCCCUGCUCCACAAAUCCCAUUCACAGCAAUCUUUUCCAGGGUUCUUCUGUCCCGGUUGGACAGCCCCAGUUACUGGAUCAGAAACCAUCCAACCAGACCCAGGAGCCCAUCUUACCCCCAGUGUUUCAGACACCAGGAUUUGCUGCAGUUCUUCAGGAUUUGUUUCCUCCACAGGGCACCUUAGGUUCAUCACCCUGUCAGCCACCCCCAGAUUACUCCUCUGUUCCACCCCAGGCCUUCAGUUCCCCUCUAUCUCCACUAGUACCCCCAGCUACCCUCCUAGUGCCAUAUCCUGUGAUUGUCCCCUUGCCAGUCCCAGUCCCCAUCCCUAUCCCCAUCCCCAUCCCUGUGCCUCACGGCGCUGAAUCCAAGGUCAACCCAGACUACCCCAAGCCACCGUUGUUCACCUUGUAUUCCUGCAAAGGCACCCAGACUCCUCUGGAGAAAGAAGAAUCCAAACCCUUUGAUUUCAUCCACCACAGGGAAUUUUCCCAGCUGAAUCGUCACACAGUCAUCAAGAUGAACAAUGAGAACGAGGCCCUGGAUCUUUCCAUGAAAACGAUGCCCUUGCUAAAGGCAGGUGAGGUCAGUUCUCAGCUCUCCCCUGAAGAUGGUGCUUUAGAUUUGUCGAUUGCUUCCUACAGGAAGACAGGCAGUGCCGGGGUCCAGGCUGAGGCAACUAAUGCAAUUUGCUCUGGAUCUAUGAUGGACAGUGCUGCUCACUCCAUGAUGGAUAAACUCUCCAGUGCAACUGUCCCCUUUGCCCCUCCGAAACCUCACGAAGCCUCAGCCAAGGUCGACAGCAGAAUGACUGGUAGCAAUUCGGCCGAGUUCCUGAGACAGCAGCAGAAGUGGCUGGUGGAUCAGACCAGCAGAGCAGCCUGUGAGCCCAAGGCUGGGAAUAAUAUUGAGAUUGUGAGCACUUCGCAGACUGCCAAAGUAAUAGUCUCUGUCAAAGAUGCUGUGCCCACGAUUUUCUGUGGCAAGAUUAAAGGCCUCUCGGGAGUAUCCACCAAAAACUUCUCCUUCAAAAGGGACAUGCCCCAGGACUCUGUUCUGCAGUGUUACGAUGUGAAGAACCAGCCAGAGCCUAGGGAUAAUGCAGAAGCUCUUAGGAAACCAAUCAAAAACAGGAGUGUAAAGUUAAAGAAAAUGAACUCCCAGGAGAUACACAUUCUUCCAAUCAAAAAGCAACGGCUCGCUGCCUUCUUUCCAAGAAAGUAA